UACUGCUGUUUACACUUAGAUCAACUGUGUGUUGCGCGAACGGGAGAAUCCUUUUGUACACAGAGAACCAGCUGAGGAGCCUCUCACCACUACCACUGAGAGAGAAAGAGAGGAAGUAGCGCGAGCUGGAAAAUUCGCAAAAUAUUAUCCUUCGAGACGGGUUCGCUGCUCGCACUGAUGUUUGUGGCAUGUCGUAGUAAGGAAGGCUCGGACGAAUGUUCGCUGUAUUUUCUCGGUGCGCGAUUGGAAAAAAGGAAGUUACAUAGGACUUUUUUGUUCUUUUCUGGUGCCGAAACGGGCGGCGGAUUAGCGUUCGCGAUUCGAGCAAGAAAAGUGUAGUGCAAAUUUGCAGUUUCUGUACGGAAGGCUUAGCUCCACGGAUUUCUGGUGUUUCUGAGGGGUGGGCUUUCGUUUGGGAAAAAAUCGGAAAAGUGCAAAGUGUCGACACGGAAAAUGUCUACUACCAGUGAGCAGAACUGUGAUGUGCAACUGCAAACGGAGAUCGAGGUGCUGAAGAGUGCCCUUGCCGAUAAGCACUCGCAACUGCUGGCCAUGGAGAACGCCUGCCUGCAGGAAAGUGACCGACAGGUCGAACUGGAGGACAGUAUCAUCGCGUGGCAGGACAAAUACGAACGGCUGUACGAGUCGCACAAACGGGUGCAAAAGGUGAAUCAAAAUCUGGAGGAUAAGCUGCUCAAGCUGGUCGAUAGGAAUUCCGGUGAACGGGCACAGCUGACGAGCGACGUGGCAACGCUGAGCGUACGGCUGGCACAGGCCAACUAUAACAUCCAGAACCUGAAGCGGGAAAUCGAACGAUACAAAACAGACAUGAGCGUUGCCAUCCAGCUGCUGCAGUGCAAACCGGACAGUUUCGUUUCGCCAAAGCUUUCCACGCUUCCAAUCGAGAUCCAGUCGAAGGUCGCCACGUACAUGCGUCUGGACACCAACUCCCAUUCGGACUCGGAGGGAAGCACCAGCGGGGUGGGAGUGGCCACCGCCAGCUCGUACCACGUGCUACCCGCUUCCGACAGUCCCCCGCCGAUGUGCCCCUUCCCGCCAACUGCCAUGGUUUACUCUAUGCGGGGAAUCGAAGUAGUUGGAAUGGAUUGGCUCUUUCGUUUUCGGUUGCGGCUUCCUUCUAGGCUGUUUUUCUUCAGUUAACUAAGUUCCGGAGUGGUCUUUAUUGUUGGAUGCACCAUUAUUUGGAGGCUAAUUUAACAUAAACAGCCACGGAGUGUGAAUUCAAAUGGAAAGAGGAUCAAACAAAUAAGUUUAAGAUGGCAUUUGUCAUUUGAUUUGAAGAAUGUUGGUUGAAGAUCUACUUCAGUGUUUCUCAAUGUUUCAAUCAAUUGCGUAUUUAUUUCCUAAUUAAGAAAUCACGAGGUGUUGUAUCCGUAAUCACAAAUCAUUUUCAAUAUUUAUAUUUUCGUUUAAGACUGUGAAUUUGUGUGUGACUUAUUGUAAACUAAAACACAUAAGACUUAAAUCACUUAAAACUGAAUGUGCAAGGCUGAACCUUAAAAGGGUUUUAGUGAUUUGACUAGUCACCUCUAAUCGUACUCAAUAUCAUCCUGGUACCACCAAGUAGCUCUAGUUGACUUUCCAGAAUACUUUUGCGGUUUUGAAGAUUGGUUUUCUCAGGCUAGGGUU
Messenger RNA from Aedes albopictus (Asian tiger mosquito), 1650 nucleotides. Its product is annotated as tight junction-associated protein 1. Lineage: Eukaryota; Metazoa; Arthropoda; Insecta; Diptera; Culicidae. The coding region runs from base 454 to 1161 and encodes 235 amino acids. The record is from RefSeq and is a predicted model, not a curated record. The transcript has 5 exons.